Fusarium sp. VM40 is the source of this 822-nucleotide messenger RNA. Lineage: Eukaryota; Fungi; Ascomycota; Sordariomycetes; Hypocreales; Nectriaceae. The record is from the annotation of a GenBank genome assembly.
AUGCCUCCAGUCAGAACCGAAAAGACAACCUCGCAUGCAGAUGCUCCUGCUCCUGUUGCUGAGACGCCCAUGAGGAGACUCUUGAAGCCCGUCACAAGAGGUAUCAAAGAUGCUGAGUUCCGCAGCAGCGAGUAUGAUUGGGAUAAUAACUAUCAUCGCCUCAUUGGAACUACCACUAAGACUGUAUCUUUUGGCUCUCAAUUUGUCUUGACUGAUGAGCAUAUCGAAGAGAUUGCGUUGCUCACGCGUCGAGUCCGUGAAAAGAUCACACAUUUCUCUUUCAAAUACACGGACGUCAGCUACGAUGCAAAGAACGACGCGAAACAGGUCACCAACCACGGCAUCAUCCUCCUAUCUAAAAGUCUUCCCAACUUGAAGGUCCUUGAACUGCCAGGCACGAAGCUCAUCACCGAUGACGGCCUCAUCGGUUUGUUCCAGAACUGUUCUCAGAUGAAGAACCUUGAAGUAAGCGGCAGUAGCUAUGGCGGUGGCCCUAUUGAAGGGAAUGCUCUUGACGAACUGCGUGCACAUCCAGAGUGGGUUCCCGGUCUAAAGUCCCUGAAACUCGUGGAUAACGAGUCGAACAAGGUUUUCAUGACGGCCAUGAAGGAGAUGAGCAGGGCGAGGCCAGCGCUGGCAAUAUCCUUGGUCUCUAGAUCCGAGGAGAAGAACUAUGGUGAUUGGGACUUGGAAGUAAGUUCGAAGCAUUUUAAGAAUGGACGCAAAUCGUCUGCGAAGCCAAGGGGCGACAGAUUCAUGUCUCAAGAUUUCGGCCUGUAUGGUGGUGGUGGUCGAUAUGGGUCGUUCUACGGACGAUAUUGA